CUCAGCCUUUGGGUGGGGCGUUCAAGGUGUGUCUGGAUUAUUGACACACCGCCAGCAGCGAGGGAGACCGCGAGCGCAAAAGGUGCCAUGGAGGUUUAGGAGAAGCAGCAGGAUUUCUUUUCUCUUAUUUAUUUUGGCUCCCCAAUCACCACGGGAACGCUUUCAACUUAUUUUUCGUUUUGUGUUGGUUGGAGGACUACAUUCAGCUUGGGGCAAGGUGCAUAACCGUGUUUAAAAAUGGCGAACGCUGUCAUUUUCAACGUCUGCCUAGCGCUGAUCCUGGCUGGAGUCGAGUCGUGCUUUGUCCCGAGCUUGAUCUACGUCCCUGUGCCGCAAUAUAUCCCAGCCGGAUACGAGAUAACAAGAGUCAAUGUGGCGAGCUGUGAGAGCGUCACUUCCAACGACAGUGCUUUCAGAGUUUGGUCCAAUGGCUCGGUGACGGCUAAAAGGAACGUUGAGGUCUUGGCCAAAGGCAGAACUUUCUUCGUGCUGGUUGAGCGCAGAGACGGGCAGCAGAUGCAGAUGAACGUCGAACUCAUCGCCAACCCCCUCAUGAGCAGAAAGCCUAAUGAAGUUCUGCAACGGUUCAAAAGACGCUGGAGCCCUCCACCCUUCAAUAUCCUGGAGAAUGACCCCGGCCCCUAUCCAAGAGACAUUGAAAGGCUUGUGUCAGACACUGAAGCAGUGCAUCGGGUUUACUACACUCUCACGGGGCCCGGUUACGACAAGCAUCCAGUGGGAGUGUUUAGAUUUGACAGCGACAGUGGAAUGUUGACUGUGCUUAAACCAGUUGAUCGUGAGGAGUACCCGCAGUUUGCUUUGAUAGCCAGGGUCUUUGACAGAACAACACGUAAGGAAACCGAUGAUCCUUUAGGUGUCUUUGUGAAUGUAGACGAUCAGAAUGACAAUGCGCCACAGUUUCAAGGGCAGUUGCAAUUUUCUGUGCUCGAGAAGAGCAAAGUAGGGACAAUAAUUGGAAAGGUGAACGCCACUGACAGAGACCAACCGGGCACCGAUCAUGUCAAGAUCCGAUAUUCCCUGUUAUCCGAAUUGGGGCAAUUUGCAAUUCACCCAACAACUGGUGUCAUCACCACAGCUACCAACACAUUAGAUAGAGAGGUCAAAGACAAGUAUAGCGUGAUUAUGCAAAUCAAAGAUAUGGACGGCGCAGCCAAUGGUUUGUUCACCACUGGCACAGCAACCAUCACCUUGAAUGACAUCAACGACAACCCGCCGACCUUCACACAGGAAUUGUAUCAAGCCACUGCCAAUGAGAAUGAAAUCAACAAACUAAUUCUCCGAAUUCCUGUUGAAGACAAGGAUUUGAAAGACACACCCAACUGGAGCUCUAAAUUCAUUGUCACUAAGGGAAACGAAAAUGGAAACUUCCGAAUGGAGACUGACCCCAAAACAAAUGAGGGGCUUCUAUACGUCUCAAAGCCAUUAAAUUUUGAGAAAACCCCCAAAAUGAGGCUGGAAAUUAUGGCGCGCAACGAACCUGAACUGACCGGUACCACGGCAAAGUGGCAGAUUGUCCCUGUGGACUUGGCCGUUCGCGAUAUUGAUGAAGGCCCUGAAUUCACGGCACCAACCAUUCGGCUCAAAGUGAAAGAGAACACGCCAAACGGCACUUCCAUUGGAAUUUACAAAGCUAUAGACCCAGAAACCAAGAGCAGUGACGGCAUUAAGUAUUACAAGGUCAUGGACCCUGCUGGUUGGAUCAAUGUGGAUCGGAACACAGGAGAGCUGAGAGUGGCAAACACCAUUGACAGAGAGUCACAUUUUGUCAAGGAUGACAUUUACAACAUCUCCAUGAGAGCUGUUGACGCAACUUCCAAGACUGGUACGGGAACUGUCAUAAUUCAGGUGGAAGAUGUGAAUGACAACGUACCGAUUAUCCCGCCUGCUGAGAGAGUGGUGUGUGAGAAGGAAGGUGAACUUGGCUCUACACUGCUUGUGGCUGAAGAUGCUGAUGAGGCACCAUUCAAAGGCCCCUUCACAUUCAGUCUGCCAAAUAGCGAAGAUGGCAAAUGGUCUUUGACCAGAUUCAAUGACACUGCUGCUACAUUGAACCAGCUGAAAGACCUUCCGUUGAAGGUGCACCAUGUUCCUGUUGAGGUCAAGGAUCUGCAAGGCAAUGGAAAAAUCCAGACAGUAAAUGUCAGGCUCUGCCAGUGCAGGAACGGGGCCUGCCUGACCAAGCCCUGGUCAGCCUCGCUCGGACCGCUGGGUUGGCUGGCAUUCCUAUUGCCUCUGCUCCUCCUCCUGCUGCUAUUAUUGUUGCUCGUCUGCUUCUGUACCACAAAGCCAGAGCUGCAGAUCUUAGAGGAUACAACAGACAGCGGUGGAAUCCUGAUAAAGUCGAACACAGAAGCCCCAGGGGAAGAAGUGGAUGCCAGUCUUAUUAAGGUUCCCAUCAGCGACAUAAAGGGCUCAGAAGUGAAUCAGGAUUGGCAAAUUAAGGGCUCCACCAUUGGACGGCAAGACACUUCUAUUUACAAGACCGGCUUUGGUGCAACGGAAACUGAGUUCUUCACCGGCCAGUAUGACAGCCAGUAUGGAACGCAACGCUUCAAUGGAGGGAUGAACUACGACGCAAACUUUCUCAAUACCUGGCAAACAAACGGACGCUAUUUGCACCAGAAACUAACCUAUUUCGGAGGCGAGGAGGAUGGACGAUAUGCGGAUGACAUUAUCCACCAAUACGGCUUCGAAGGGGUGGGCUCGGCAGCUGGCUCGGUCGGAUGCUGCAGUGACGAUGGCGGGAACAAUGACAACCUCGACUUCUUAAAUACACUUGGACCCAAGUUCAAAAAUCUUGCGGCCGUCUCCAAACAGACAUGAACAGCUAAGCUGGAAGAUAAUGGCCUUUUGCCUUUUUGGUGCACAGGAUGCAGCACCUUACAACGUGCCACCUGAAAAGAAAGGGGAGAAAGAAGCAGAGUCACGGUUUUGUGUCAAUUUUGAUUUGUUUUUUUUCUGUUUUUUAAUCUCUGCUGCCUGUACCUUAGUCCUAAGCACUGAAACCUUGCUGUACAUAUGUGUUUAAGUUGCGCUUAUUUUCCCUUUUGCAUUUUUGGUUUUGCUGGUUGCUGGUAGCUGAAACUAUGAUGUGUCGUAAGUGACUGGCUUUGGGUAUUUGUAAUAUUCGGGAACAACUUUAGGUAUUUUGAGUUCUACAUACUAAAUCCAUGUGUAAGUAAUGACACACUGUUCAAAGUUAGGUUUAAUAUUUGUUUAAAUGUUUCCAGAGUCUUUUUUAAAGAGUUUUGAUAUUUUUUUCUAUGACCAAAUAAUAUGAACUAAGAUAUACAGUGACCUAAGAAACAUUAAACUGGAAAUGUUGAAGUAGGGAUGGGCAUUAUAUAAUCAAUAAUAAUUUGAUUGUCUAUUAGUUGCUGUCUAAACAACUGCAACAUGAUGUCAACUAUUAUAAGUUCAAAUAAGAUACCCUUAUUCAAUUCAGUGAUUCUCAUUGGAAUCAAAUACUGACACAAGAAAAAUUAAUGAAUGACUGGCGUCAGAUGUCAAACCCUACUUUAAAUGAUUCCUUUUUAGACUACUAUACUUGCUCUAAACCAUACAAGAUUUGUGCACGUGCAUUCCAGUUGCAGUUGGGAUUGUCGAAUGUUGAAUGGGUGUGGCAGCAGCAGCCGUCGGCAGCAAUUAUUGAACAUUCUGCUAAAGAAGUGAAAGUUGGCACAAGGGCGUUUACUCAGCGACCGACGUACGACUGACAAGGACGUAGCAGAAAAGCUAGCUGGUGGGAAAUCUACCUAUGAACUUUCUAAACAUCUCACUUGAAAGUACACACUUAAUUUAUUGAACAUUGGACCUAACAGGCUGAAUGUCUUCACUGUAACACUUGUAUUGUGUGUGGCUUUAGAAUAAUAAAAGUAUCAAGUGAA
Molecule: messenger RNA, 3908 nt
Organism: Corythoichthys intestinalis (scribbled pipefish)
Lineage: Eukaryota; Metazoa; Chordata; Actinopteri; Syngnathiformes; Syngnathidae
Gene: dsc2l
Product: desmocollin 2 like
Exons: 16
Coding region: 238-2844 (868 amino acids)
Biological process (GO): cell-cell adhesion mediated by cadherin; cell-cell junction assembly; homophilic cell-cell adhesion
Cellular component (GO): adherens junction; plasma membrane; catenin complex
Molecular function (GO): cadherin binding; calcium ion binding
Source: RefSeq, a predicted model, not a curated record